UAUAGGCUUACAGGUUCUCUAUGUGUGCACUGUCUCAUUCCGGGAAAGGGAAGUUGGCGAUAUAAUUUAAGUUAUGAAGAAUGAGAUGAGGAAUACACUUUCUUUAACUGUCUAUGGGAAUACGCUGGCUGAUGUCCGACAGCUGCUCAACGCGUACGAGGCUGACGGCAGUCUGCUAUAAGAAGAAGAAAAUGCACUGAUGACUGGAUUCCGCACCGAACCCUGUCAAAUAAUGAUCAGAGAAAUUUUCAUAGUUCGGCAUCCUUUUUCUGUGUGUGUACCUGUGGACCAUAAGGUGACCCUGAGUGUCCGUGCUGAGGGCACAGGUACCCUCAACUACCAGUGGUUCACUGAUGAAAAGGAGUUGUCUGGAGGCACUGAAGCAGACUUGACCAUCAAAGCUAAAAGAACUCAGCUCUAUGUGUGCCGUGUGAAUGAUCACUAUUGUAACUGCGUGUUCAGCGACUGGGUGAAAGUCAAGGUGUUGGACAUUGAUAAAUCAGGGCUGCCAGUAUAUUGGCAGGGUGAGCCACACAUCGUGGUCAACCCUAAACCCCAAACAGUCCGACAAGGGUCAAAACUCACUCUCUGUUGCGCAGCCUUUGGCAUCCCGACUCCAAACUACCAGUGGUACAGAAAUGGACAGCCGCUGCUGGACAAGACUAGUGGCAUGCUGCAGAUUGACCGUGCAACAGUCGAACAUGGAGGAUCAUACCUGUGCUCCAUAUCUAACGUGCUAGAUGAGACAUGGACUGAACCAGUCAAUGUUGACGUUGUGCAAACUGAUCCCCUUCCUCCUGCACCGCCCACAGCCACUGAUAAAGUCGCCCUACUUAUUGGCAACCUGAAUUAUUCCAACCACCCUGACUUAAUGGCCCCCAUUAUGGAUGUGCAUGAGCUGGCCAACCUCCUGCAGCAGCUCGGCUUCAGAGUGGUUUCCCUGCUGGAUCUCACCAGGGAGGAGAUGCUGGCCGCUAUUGACAUGUUCAUGCAGCUCCUUGACAGAGGAGUUUAUGGCCUUUUUUACUACGCGGGUCAUGGAUAUGAGCAUGCUGGGAGGAAUUACUUGGUAGCUGUUGAUGCUCCACAACCAUAUCGACCUGAAAACUGUGUCUGUGUGCAGAGGAUCAUGCUCAGCAUGCAGGAAAGACGGACUGUACUGAGUGUUAUCCUAUUGGAUACCUGUAGAAAAUGGUACAACCAGGAUUGCAUUCCUUCCGGCAUCAUGCCAUUGGGACCCAGUGGGAACACUGUUUACGGUUAUGCCACAUGUGAAGAUGCUGAGGCGUUUGAGGUCCAGGACGGGGGGAAAAGUACUGGAAUCUUCACUAAGUACUUGAAUGCGCACAUCCUGCAGACCGAGAAAGUCACACAUGUUUUAGAAAAGGUGUCUGAGGAUCUAGGCAGAGACCCUCUAGUGACAGGCAAGCAGCAAGUGGAGAUCAAACACACCCUGAAGGAACCUCGAUCCCUUGCAGACCCAGUACAGACCACUGGCCAUACAAGGGAGCUUCACCUACGAGAUGCCUGCUGGAGACAAGCAAAUGAGCUACCACGGAAGAAGCGGCUGAAGUUUGUUUGCGGAGUAGAAGUGGAAGUCAGCUUCUCGGCUUUGUUCUCUAAUGUCUUGGUGGCUUUUGCCACUGUAAAGACUACAGGCCCCCGAACCCAGGACUGCACUGUCACCCUGAGUAGCACACCUCCAAUAGAAGACAUAUUUUCCGGCCCUGGUAGGUCUGAGGAGAUGGACUCUCUACUGUUUAAGACAUCUGAUAACCCGGACUGUACUCUGCGACUUUGUGCUCUUCAAAAGAUAACGGCAUCGCUGGUGAUCAAGGUGGAGCUACACUAUACACACAUGGACAGUAAGCUACGCCAGACAGAAAGCCAACAGGUGGACAUAGGAAAACCUCUGGUGGCAUCCUGUAAAUUGCACAGGAGGAAUCAUGCAACAACAACCAAGAAACAAGAAGGUGCUUCUGCUCAAAGUAUGGGCAACAUUUCAAGCAGCAAACCACGGCUGCAUCAGACUCUGGCUGGUCCGUGUGGCCCUUUCACCAGAAAGGCAGAGUGUGCUGCUAAAGUUGCAGUUACAAGGAGCAACGAACCUGAAGAGAAUGAUGAAAAUGAACUACAAGACUUCACUUUUCGACAUUAAAUCGUUUUCAGUCCUAUUGUAAAUACUUGUUUGUAAAUGUGAUGCUUUUUGAUUUGAUCAGAAAGUAUUCAGUUGCUGAUCAUACAUCUUGUGUGUGAUUUAUGAUGAUGAUAAUGAUGAUGAUGAAUGAGUGAAUGACAGAGGUGUGUUUGGUUUGCUUUACCAGCCUUUAGUGCUUAGCUCAACACUGAAGAAACAUUAACACUUACUUUUGCUAACCACUGAUUUCAUUAAAAAUGGUAUAAUAUUUUUUAUUAUUAUUACUUUUUAUCAGUGGCAAGCUGGCUAGCCUAAUUUAUCAAAUAAAGACCAUUUCGGGUUAAUAAUUUAUCUAAUAAAGACCACUACUUUUAUCACUAUUUU
This is a messenger RNA of Etheostoma spectabile (orangethroat darter), 2521 nucleotides long. It is a transcript of the gene malt3, whose product is annotated as MALT paracaspase 3. Gene Ontology annotation, molecular function: cysteine-type endopeptidase activity. The record is from RefSeq and is a predicted model, not a curated record. The coding region runs from base 200 to 2158 and encodes 652 amino acids. Gene Ontology annotation, biological process: proteolysis. Lineage: Eukaryota; Metazoa; Chordata; Actinopteri; Perciformes; Percidae. The transcript has 15 exons.